Molecule: messenger RNA, 1887 nt
Organism: Stegostoma tigrinum
Lineage: Eukaryota; Metazoa; Chordata; Chondrichthyes; Orectolobiformes; Stegostomatidae
Exons: 5
Coding region: 132-827 (231 amino acids)
Source: RefSeq, a predicted model, not a curated record
UCCACAUUGCUUUUGUUUUAAAGGCCUGACCUGAGGUAUUUCCAAACACUGAAGUGUCGAACAGAAAUUUGGUGAAGAUCAGUGGCAGACAGCUGCCGAAAGUAUUCAGUCAGUAAAUACAACUGGACCUGAUGUGGUGUCGGACGUUGAGCUUUACAGAGAGCUUUGAUCAGAGGAUGUUCAUAAUCAAGAGGAGGUCUAUAUCGGUUCUAUCUAAUGGGCUGCAGUUUCUGAUUUUGGCCGGGCCUGUGACUGGACAACAAUCUGGUAUGGAGUCCCAUGCCGUCUCAGAGACUCAUUCAGUGCCUGUGGUUGCUGCCCUGGCCAUGUCCUUGUCAGCAAUUCUCUUCCUGCUGAUGCUCUGUGUCCUCUUCACACCCAAGGUGGUCUCAAAAUACUGCAGGUCCAGAAGAAAGCCCGAGGAUUGCACAACUCACGGUGACAAAAUAUCCCUACCAACCUAUGAGGAAGCAGUGUUUAAGGAUCAAGUAAAACUCUGCCAGCCCUCAGAGAUCAUCUCAGUGCUUCCAGUUGGGCCACACAGUUUGCGGUGCAGCCCUCAGACUGUGCAAUGCCAAAUGUUAAAGGACUUUUUUUACAAGAGUCACUUCAGUCCUUCUUACCAAAUGGACAUGGCAUUAGGUGGCACAAUCCUGUUGGGUGAGACCCAGCUUAAGGACCUAGAGGAACCACCGGCUUAUCAGGACAUCUACCCCAGACGGACCGAUUUGCAUACUGAAACGGAGAAGCAUUGGAUUCUGCCUCUCAGGGUUGUCCCUUUAACUGCCAAAUAUGAAUUACCAGCCACUCCUUCCCUGGAACUCUGAUGUUGCUCGAACCUACAUUUCCUGCAGCAAGCCCGCAAUCCAUGACCUGCUAAACUGACGAGUGAAUCAACAUGAACACACUUUCUGCUUGGAAAUAAAAUUGGACCCAACAAUGUUAACAAUCAGGAAUUUAUAGGGUAUUCCUGCAGUUGCUUUGGAAUAUUCAUUCAUGGGUUAUGGGCGUUGUUGGCAAAACCAAUAUUGUCACUUAUUCCCCACAGCCCUCGAAGACAAUGGUUAGCAGUGCUUUGGAAACUCUGCAGUUCGUGCAGUGAAUGCUCACAGGCAACUAUUACAGGAUUUUUACCCAGCAACAACAAGGGAACAGGAAGACAUGUCCAAAUCAGAACUGUGAGAGAAUUGGAAGAAAAUGUGCAGGCAGCAGAGUUACAAUGUGGCUGCUGCUCUUGUCCUUCUAAGUGGUAGAAGUAGUGGGUUUGAAAGGUGCUGUUUAAGGAGCUACAAACAGUCAACAGCUCCAUCAGAACAGCCAAUCAAUACGGCGCAGUGAUAAUGUAACUGAAGUAAAACUUUAGGUAUUUGACACUUUCUUGCAGCAGUUUAAUAUUCAGACUGCACAUGAUCCCUUUAGAGUCCCCUGAAGCUCUUGUCUACACUGGCCAUCACCGUCCUCUUCCAUUUCUGGUUUUGGUGUUUUGUCAGCAUUUUCCUGACAGUUUCCUGCUGGCUUUGCUAACUCAAAAAAAGUAGCAAAACUUCCCGAAGGUUUGAGCCUGCUGCUGUCCCUGACAGCUCUUAGAGUUGGAAGUGCAGCACCUCUUUGUGCUCAGGUUGUUUGUUACCUUUCAUGGGUGUUCAUCUACCAGAAUGAGAAGACAGGUGAGGUCUGGGCUAAACCCCUCUGAAAACGACAGAAUUAUGAUCAUCUGGAAGCAAAGUCGAAGACCUGCUUACCCUGUGAAAACAGAUUGCUUUGAUAGGUGUGUCCUGAUCCCUGCUAUAGAUUAUCUUCAAAUAGCCAGCAGAAGGCAAUUACAGCUUAAGUGCUUGAUUUAGUUCCAUUUUCCUGUCUCUUGUUAUGGGUUAAUAGAAAUAAAAA